AUGCAACCGAGUAUAAUUUUGCACAGCUUACUUGAUUUGGGUAUAGGUGGUGCUGAGCGACUGGUUGUCGAUGCUGCACUGGCAUUAAAAGGAUGUGGUCAUGAGGUCAGUUUUUUAACGAAUCACCAUGAUCCGAACCACUGCUUUGAAGAAACAAGAGAUGGCACUUUAAAAGUGAAAGUCGUUGGAGAUUGGCUUCCCAGGAAGAUUUUUGGUAGAUUUUAUGCAUUUUGUGCGUAUUUUCGCAUGUUGUACGCGGCAUUUUUUGCAUCAUUUUUUCUAUCUCGUCGUGAACAGUUGGAUGUGAUAUUUUGUGAUCAAAUUUCCAUAGGCAUUCCUAUAUUAAAGUUGGCUAAAUGUAGUCCAAAGAUUUUAUUUUACUGCCAUUUUCCUGAUCAGUUGUUGAGUGCUGAAGGCGGUUACCUUAAAAGUUUAUACCGAGCGCCUAUAAACUUCCUGGAAGAAAUAACAAUAGGUAUGGCUGAUGGCACCUUGGUAAAUUCAAAAUUUACUUUAAGGGUCUUUCAUGAGACAUUUAGACGCCUACAUACUGUACCAGAAAGUCGAGGAUUAUUUAUGUAUAGCGCAGUAAACAAAUCUCUAAACGUCGGCCAGGACUCAUAG
Messenger RNA from Calliphora vicina (urban bluebottle blowfly), 624 nucleotides. RefSeq lists its product as uncharacterized. The record is from RefSeq and is a predicted model, not a curated record. Gene Ontology annotation, molecular function: alpha-1,3-mannosyltransferase activity; GDP-Man:Man(1)GlcNAc(2)-PP-Dol alpha-1,3-mannosyltransferase activity. The transcript has 3 exons. Bases 1 to 624 code for a protein of 207 amino acids. Lineage: Eukaryota; Metazoa; Arthropoda; Insecta; Diptera; Calliphoridae. Gene Ontology annotation, cellular component: endomembrane system.